AUGAUUAGUUUAACCAUUUUUCUAAUAACAAUUGUGUUACUAAUAUAUUAUUUUCUAACUUGGAAUUUCGACUAUUGGCUAAAGAAAAAGGUCAAGGGACCCAAGCCAAAGCCACUACUGGGCAACUUUCCCAAUUUGCUGUUACGUAAACAACAUUUUGGUGACGAUUUAAAUGACAUUUACAAGUGUUAUAAAACCACUGAGAACUUUGUGGGGGUUUAUCUAAUGCGCACGCCACAAUUAUUGAUAUUGGAUCCCCAGAUAGUGCAUGAAAUAUUCGUGACUGCUUUCAAUAAUUUCGAAGAUAAUGAUGUGGGGAAAUUGAUUGAUAGAGACAAAGAUCCUUUAAUAGCCAAAAAUCCCUUUUUGCUAAUGGGUGAAGAGUGGCGUUUACAAAGAUCUUUAAUAUCGCCAGGUUUGACUAGUUCCCGCAUCAAACAAUCCUAUCAGAAUAUGCAAAAUGUAUGCCAGCAAUUAAUGGCAUUUGUUAAAGGACAAGGUUGUCAAGGAAUCAAUGGCAAAGAUGUGGGUCUCGCUUUACGUUUCACCUCCGAAAGUUUAAGUGAUUGUGUUUUGGGCAUUAAAGCCCACAGCUUUUCAGACUCUCCCCUACCCAUAGCCGAAAAUGUUAAGAAAUUUGCCGAACACAAUACCGCUUUUAUAGUUUACACCAUUAUUGUGGGCCUGCUGCCCAAUAUUCUAAAUUUCUACAAAUCGAAAUUCUUUCCCCAAGAUUGCGAGAACUUUUUCAUGGAUCUAAUGACUAGAGCUUACAAAUUACGUUAUAUGGAUAAUACGAAACAUCAUGAUAUCCUAAGUCAUUUAAUAAAAAUUAAAGAUAUCUAUAAAUUGAAGGAAACCGAUAUGUAUUCGCACACCAUGACCUUUUUAAUCGAUGGUUUGGACACAACGGCCACAGUCAUUUCGCAUUGUUUGUUAAUGUUGGCUAGGGAACCUGGGGCUCAGCAAAUCUUGUAUGGCGAAGUGUUGGCGGCCUGCAAUGGCGAUGGUUUAAUUAGUUUUGAGAAGCUUAAUGAAAUGCCCUAUUUGGAUGCUUGUGUACAUGAAUCUUUACGCAUUUAUCCACCUGGCUUAUGGUCCACCAAAUGCUGUACCCAACAAUAUGAAGUUAAAAACAAAGAUGGCCAAGUACUUACUAUAGAAAAAGGGGAAACCAUAAUGAUACCCAUUUAUGCGCUACACCAUGAUCCCCAAUAUUAUCCGGAACCAGAUAAAUUUAAACCAGAACGUUUUCUGCCCGAAAAUGGUGGUGUUAAGCAUUUUAAAGAUCAUGGAGUAUUUUUAGGAUUUGGAGAUGGACCGCGAACAUGUUUGGGUAUGCGAUUUGCUUUGGUUCAGUGUAAAUCAGCCAUUUCCUCUCUAAUUAAGUCGUUUCGUAUUAAGUUGAAUACAAAAACCCAUCACAAUUAUAGAUUAGAUGCGAAAAGUUUUCUGGCUUUACAUGCUGGCGGUGUUUGGUUGGAUUUUGAAAAUCGUUUACAAACAGAAACUUGUGGCAAUAUUAAAGAUUAUUAACAUUUUUAUUGUCAUUUUUAUU
This is a messenger RNA of Calliphora vicina (urban bluebottle blowfly), 1558 nucleotides long. Its product is annotated as probable cytochrome P450 28c1. Lineage: Eukaryota; Metazoa; Arthropoda; Insecta; Diptera; Calliphoridae. Gene Ontology annotation, molecular function: iron ion binding; heme binding; monooxygenase activity. The record is from RefSeq and is a predicted model, not a curated record. The transcript has 7 exons. The coding region runs from base 1 to 1536 and encodes 511 amino acids.